CGAUUCUAAGAAGUCUCCGUGAAUGGGCCUCAUGCAUCAGAAUGAAUCAAGGAAUUAUUGCUGAUGUAUUUUCAUUCUUGAGCAUAGUCGGAAAACACAUGACUUCCAGAGAAAGGGUGGAGGUUUUGGCAUACGACGAAGUAUCUGUGAGAAGCACUGUGGAGUACGACAGGCGACAUGACAAAGUAAUUGGACCGCAUAAGGAGAUGCAAGUAGUGUCAGCACGUGGACUAUUCGGUAAAUGAAAGCAACCUGUCUAUGCUGAUUUUGAUCAGCCAAUGAGUACCAUUGUACUUAAUGAGUUAAUCACCCGUUUUCACGAUAUUGGAUUCUCAGUAGUAGCUUGUGUCCACGAUUGUGGUGGUAGCAAUCUAUCACUGUGGAAGAAAAUCGGCAUUAGCUAUUCGGCGGAACGAACGGUGAUGAAACAUCCCGUCACAUCAAAAAAUAUUUAUUUUUUCCGAGACGCUCGUCAUUUGCUUAAACUAAUAAGGAAUUGGAUAUUAGAGAAAGGAUUUUUUUAUAAAGAUCGAUUGGUUACGAAAAAGUUUUUGCUACAGUUAGUUGAAAAGGCCUCUACACUAAAAUCUCCUUAUUCCAACACAAGCCCAGAAUUUAAAAAUCAAGAACAUAACUCCUUGUUCAAACUGAGCAUUAAGCACGCAACGGUGAGCGGGGCAGAAAGACAAAAUGUAAGACUAGCAGCUGAGUUGCUUAGUCAUACGACUGCUGUGAAUCUACGGAGACACUUCGGUGAAUAUGAAGAAGCGCAACUAUUGGCAGAAAUUAUCGACAAGGUUAACUCAUGGUUCGAUGUUCUUAAUUCUCAUCAAAUCAAUCAGUCCAUCUCAUCUAAAAAAUGCUAUAGAAUGGAUAUUGAACGCCAAGAUAAGAUUCUCGACGAUAUGGCUGAUUUAAUGAAAAAUAUCAGAACAUUAAGUAACCAUAAGUUGCCAGCUCCACACAUUUACAGGUGUUUCAAAAAGCAGUUUUGGUUUCGAUAGUAUCGCUCAAACAUCUCCUAAUUCAAAUGAAACAUGAAUAUGAUAUUGAUGAAUUACAAGUUAAAUCACGAUUGUGUGGAAAAUCUUUUCGCUACACUUCGUUUGAACAGUGGAUCACAAGACCAUCCAUCCCCGAUGCAAGCGCUGGAACGAUUACGUUUAAUAAUUCUCGGCAAAAAUUUGAAUCAGCAGCUUAAAGUCAACCAAAACACUCAGAACAUAUUAGUUGACGAAAACUACAUUAUGACCAGAUUGUUCAGAAGAAGAAGCGAUAUUGAGCAAAUGCGAUCGAAGGUUACCGUAAACGUGCAGAGCGAAAUUGCUUCAGCUGAUGCUAGCUAUGAAGACGAUCGAUGGGAAUACCGAACAGAGGAACAGACCUUGGAAGAAAAGGAUGGUGUGGAAUAUGUAUCUGGGUAUUUGGCACGACGCUUGAACAAAAAUCACCCUGAGCUUGGAUAAUACAUUAUCAGUUGAUUGAGAAAUCAGAAGACAACUAUACGGAGGAUUUCUCAGGAGGUGGGCUGGUGGAACCAUCGCAGGAAUAGUUCGAUUUAUCGAACUGAAUGAACGCGUAUUUCGACUGGAUUCACAAUGGUGGGGAGAAUGGAGAGAUACCCGUGUUUAGAGACGUCGAAAAUGUGAAAAAAAGUCUGUUCCGAAACUUAAAAACCAAUUUCCCGAAGUGUGAUUGAAAAAUAUGUCACUACACGCAUUAACAUCAGAUUAAAACAUAUGAAAAAAAAAAUUCUAGAGGGGAAGAUUCAUAAAUAUAUGUAAAAUAGUCAAGAUUAGACCACAUGGUAACUUUCGAAACC
Messenger RNA from Wyeomyia smithii (pitcher-plant mosquito), 1822 nucleotides. RefSeq lists its product as uncharacterized. NCBI's taxonomy places the organism in Eukaryota, Metazoa, Arthropoda, Insecta, Diptera, Culicidae. The record is from RefSeq and is a predicted model, not a curated record. The transcript is spliced from 3 exons. The coding region runs from base 279 to 1004 and encodes 241 amino acids.